This is a messenger RNA of Salvelinus namaycush (lake trout), 1391 nucleotides long. RefSeq names its product trans-2,3-enoyl-CoA reductase b (gene tecrb). Lineage: Eukaryota; Metazoa; Chordata; Actinopteri; Salmoniformes; Salmonidae. Gene Ontology annotation, biological process: very long-chain fatty acid biosynthetic process. The record is from RefSeq and is a predicted model, not a curated record. Gene Ontology annotation, molecular function: oxidoreductase activity, acting on the CH-CH group of donors. The transcript is spliced from 12 exons. The coding region runs from base 75 to 1004 and encodes 309 amino acids.
ACGCUUCCUCUUGCUCUGAUUGGAAGGCACGACCCGUCACUCACCUUGGAUGAGAGCGAGCACAAACUGCCAAGAUGAAGCAUUACGAGGUGGAGAUUCUGGAUGCCAAGACCAAGGACAAACUCUGCUUCCUGGACAAGGUUGAGCCAAAUGCCACUAUUGGGGAGAUCAAGUCUAUGUUCCACAAAAGCCAUCCUCAAUGGUACGCAGCCAGACAGUCCAUCCGUCUAGACCCAAAGGGUAAGUCUCUAAAGGAUGAGGACGUUCUGCAGCAUCUUCCUGUGGGAACCACGGCAACCUUCUACUUCCGAGACCUGGGAGCUCAAAUCAGCUGGGUCACCGUGUUUCUGACAGAGUAUGGUGGUCCUCUCCUCCUCUACCUCAUGUUCUACUUCCGUGUUCCCUUCAUCUACGCCCCCAAAUAUGACUUCACCACCAGCAAGCACUGGGUCGUACAUCUAGCCUGUAUGUGUCACUCCUUCCAUUACCUGAAGAGACUCCUGGAGACCCUGUUUGUCCAUCGCUUCUCCCACGGGACCAUGCCGCUACGCAACAUCUUCAAGAACUGCACCUACUACUGGGGCUUUGCUGCCUGGAUGGCCUACUAUAUUAACCACCCUCUGUAUACACCCCCUACAAUCUAUGGUGAGCAGCAGGUCAGGAUUGCCCUCAUCAUCUUUCUGUUCUGUCAGGUUGGUAACUUCUCCAUCCAUAUCGCCCUGCGGAACCUCCGCCCACCAGGAUCUAAGACCAGGAAGAUCCCCUACCCCACUAAGAACCCCUUCACCUGGAUCUUCCUGCUGGUCUCCUGUCCCAACUACACCUACGAGCUGGGCUCGUGGUUUGGCUUCACCUUGAUGACUCAGUGUCUGCCGGUGGCUUUCUUCACGGCGGUGGGCUUCAUCCAGAUGACGGUGUGGGCCAAGGGGAAACACCGCAGCUACCUGAAAGAGUUCCGGGACUACCCUCCCCUUCGCUCGCCCAUCCUCCCCUUCGUCCUCUAGAGGAGACCCUCGCCCAUCCUCCCCUUCGUCCUCUAGAGACCCCCAUCCUCCAGAGAAGAAUGGAGACACACCCAAACCUACUCUACACUGGACUGACCUGGAAUGAGAACCCUACCCCCCCCCCCACCCUCCAAUUAAUAACACUUAACCCCCCCAAACAUUUUGAGGAGACUUGUCUUAUACUAUGCUUUCCCGCCUAACAACGCUCCUCAACCCACUUUUGAUUGGCUAUUGUUAUUUUUCUUAUCUGAGUGUUUUGUCUGUUUAAUAACCUGACUGACAGUCUGGCGUGUCUCAAAUGGUACACUACUACAGGGCCCUCUGGUUAAAAGUAGUGCACUACAUAGGGGAAGAAAUGGGGAAAUAAACCAUGAUGUGCUUUUGGUC